AUGACAUCCCCGACGAGCCAACGCCGCCGUCGCGGCUCCAGCGAAGACCACGGCGCCGGUGUUUUCGACGAUGCCAAGACGUACUACACUUCGGAAGAGCGUCACAUCAACCGCGCUGGCCCUCGAACCCGAACCUACUCCCAGAACAGCCUGUUCCAGCAGUUCGAGCGCAUGGGGCUUCGCGAACCCUUCCGACGAGGCAGUCACGACGAAUCUACGAUUCCUCACAACCGGAAGUUCCUCAUUCAGGUGGACGAGACACUCAAGAGCUUGCAGGCCCAGGAAGAUACCGAUGGAAACAUGCAGAUUACCAUUGAGGACAAUGGACCAAAGGUGUGGUCCUUGAGAACCGCCGCAUCCGCAGGCCACAACCGUUUCGAUGUCCGAGGCACAUACAUGCUCUCCAACUUGUUGCAAGAGCUGUCGUUGGCCAAGGAAUACGGCCGCAAGCAGAUCAUCCUCGACGAGGGUCGUCUGAACGAGAACCCUGUCAACCGACUGUCGAGACUCAUUCGCGACCACUUUUGGGAGGGUUUGACGAGAAGAAUCGAUGCUUCGAGUGUGGAGAUCGCGGCCAGAGAUCCCAAGGACUGGACCGACGAUCCACGCCCUCGUAUCUACGUUCCCGCUGGUGCCCCGGAGCAGCUGGAGUUCUACACUAAAGUCGCCAAGGACAGACCGGAGAUUCGCUUGGACGUUCAGAAGCUCCCCGAGGUCAUUACUCCCGAGCUGGUUCGCGACAUGAAUGCUAAGCCAGGUCUCCUCGCGGUUGAGAUGGAGAAGGUCAAGGACCCCAAGACUGGCGAGGAUACACUGAGGGGCCUUCCUUUUGUCGUACCUGGAGGUCGUUUCAACGAACUUUAUGGCUGGGACAGCUACAUGGAGUCUUUGGGACUUCUUGUCAACGACAAGGUCCAUCUUGCCAAGUCCAUGGUGCAGAACUUCUGCUUCUGCAUUCGACACUAUGGCAAGAUUCUGAACGCUACCCGCUCUUAUUACCUGUGCCGCUCUCAGCCCCCCUUUCUCACUGACAUGGCCCUCCGUGUCUAUGAAAAGAUCAAGCAUGAGCCUGACGCCAAGGAAUUCCUCCGAACAUCCAUGCUCGCCGCCAUCAAGGAGUAUCAUAGUGUCUGGGUCGCCGAGCCUCGUCUGGACCCCGUGACUGGUCUUUCGAGAUACCGACCCGAGGGAUUGGGCGUCCCCCCCGAGACGGAGGCGGGUCACUUCGUCCACGUUCUCGAGCCUUACGCCGAAAAGCACGGCAUCACCUGGCAGGAGUUUGUGCAAGCAUACAAUAGCGGGACGAUUAAGGAGCCCGAGCUGGACGAGUACUUCCUGCAUGAUCGAGCCGUGCGCGAGUCAGGCCACGACACAUCAUACCGGCUGGAGAAAGUCUGCGCCAACCUGGCAACCAUCGAUUUGAACUCGCUAUUGUUCAAGUACGAGACCGACAUUGCCCGCACUAUUCGCAACGUGUUCAACGACAAGCUGGUCAUCCCAGAUGAGUUUGCCGUCGGGCCGCUCAAGGCCGGCGAAGUGGUGACGUCGGCCAUCUGGGACCGUCGGGCGAAGCGCAGAAAGCUGGCCAUUGACAAGUACCUCUGGAACGAGCAGCAAGGCAUGUACUUCGACUACGAUACCGUCAAGAAAGAGCAGUGCACGUACGAAAGCUGCACGACCUUCUGGGCCUUGUGGGCCGGUGUGGCCUCGCCCAAGCAAGCGGCGACAAUGGUACAGAAGGCGCUGCCCAAGUUCGAAGCUUUUGGCGGUCUCCUGUCGGGCACGGAAGAGUCUCGUGGUGUGGUCGGCCUGGAAAGGCCCAACCGUCAAUGGGAUUACCCCUAUGGCUGGGCACCCCAGCAAAUGCUCGCCUGGACCGGACUAGUGCGAUACAGCUUCACCGAUGAGGCUGAACGUCUAGCCUACAAGUGGCUGUUCAUGAUCACCAAGGCUUUUGUUGACUUCAACGGCGUAGUUGUCGAGAAGUACGACGUGACCCGCCCUAUCGACCCUCACAGGGUCGACGCAGAGUACGGCAACCAGGGACUCGACUUCAAGGGUGUCGCCAAAGAAGGAUUCGGAUGGGUGAACGCCAGCUACGUCUACGGCCUGCAAAUCGUCAAUGCGCACAUGCGGCGUGCUCUGGGUACGCUGACGCCGUACGAGACCUUUCACGAUGCCAUUGAGCAAAACAACGAGAAGCACUUGGCCGAGCUCUAUUGA
Messenger RNA from Colletotrichum graminicola M1.001, 2223 nucleotides. Its product is annotated as trehalase. Gene Ontology annotation, biological process: trehalose catabolic process. NCBI's taxonomy places the organism in Eukaryota, Fungi, Ascomycota, Sordariomycetes, Glomerellales, Glomerellaceae. The transcript is spliced from 5 exons. Gene Ontology annotation, cellular component: cytoplasm. Bases 1 to 2223 code for a protein of 740 amino acids. The record is from RefSeq and is a predicted model, not a curated record. Gene Ontology annotation, molecular function: alpha,alpha-trehalase activity; calcium ion binding.